GAAAAGAGAUGGAUAUAAUCGGCAGUCUACCAGAUGAUAUCCUUUGCCAUAUUCUAUCUUUCUUUCCAAUAAAAGAAGCUGCUUUAACAUCUCUCCUCUCAAAGAGAUGGCGGAAUCUGUUUGUCUUCAUACCGAAUCUUCAUCUAGAUUACUUUAACUAUCGAAAUAAUCCCAAUAAUUAUACGAGUUUCAGAGAUUUUGUGGAUAGAGUGUUAACUGUGUCAGGCAAUUCUCCACUAAAGAAAUUUGCUCUGAAACAUCCACAGAGUAAUGACGCAGCUCGUGUCAACAGUUGGAUAUGCAAUGUACUGAGUCGUGGUGUUUUGGAUCUUAAUCUUUAUUUAGAUGGUAACUAUAUGUAUUCACUGCCUUUAGAGAUCUUUUCUUGCAAGACAAUUGUUAACUUGAAAUUAGGAAUGAAUUUUGAUAUUGGUAUGGUUCCUGAGAACGCUUCUCUUCCGGCCCUUAGGACUCUAUUUCUUGAUUAUAUUGACUUCUCUAGUAAUUUUGUAGCUCUUCUUUCUGCUUGCCAUGUGCUUGAGGAAUUAACAAUGUAUGUUUUUGAUUGGGAUUACUGGGAACAAUGUCGCACCGUUUCAUGUCCGACUCUCCAGAGACUUAUCAUUAACUGUUAUGGCAGUACGACUUUCGAUCUUUCUCGGAGAAAGACUGUUACGGAUGGUUAUCCAAUUGUUAAUUUUGACUCCCUUGUCGAAGCUAAGCUUACUCUUGCUUCAAGGAAACAUCCUCAAAAAGGCAGUCCAGAGAAUCUGAUUAAGGGGUUAAGAAAUGUAGAGAUCCUCGAGUUAUCGUCUUUUCAAACCUCAGAGACAUUUUAUUCCUUCCGGAAAUCAAUCCCAGUGUUCAAGAACCUAUUGCAUUUAUCUGUUACUACUGAUUCAAGAGAUUGCUGCCGAUGUCUGCCAUUAUUGCUUAAGAACUCUCCAAAUCUACGGACUCUCCUCUUAAAGGGACCCUUGCACUGUGAUCGUCGUUGGCCAGCACGUGAACCUGUUUGCAUGUGCUUUUCCGGAUUAGAGUCAUGUCCUGUGGAGGUCCUAGAGAUAACCGAGUACAAAGGAACUAAAGAUAACUUGGAGCAUAUGAAAAAUUUCCUGGAGAAAUUACUAUGUCUUGAGCUAGUCAAAGUUUGUGCUUGUGAAACAGACGACGAGAAAAAGUUGAAACUCACCAACGACCUGCUAAGGCUUCGCGGACCGUCCAAGUGCAAGAUCCAGUUCCAGUUCAUUGCCUCCUAGUUAGUUGCUCUGUUAUAACAUAAAUCUGUUCUGUGAGCACUCUGAAAGUCUUGUUUCUAGUUCUGUCAUA
Arabidopsis lyrata subsp. lyrata is the source of this 1329-nucleotide messenger RNA. Its product is annotated as putative F-box protein At3g58960. The transcript has 3 exons. The coding region runs from base 9 to 1259 and encodes 416 amino acids. The record is from RefSeq and is a predicted model, not a curated record. Gene Ontology annotation, molecular function: protein binding. Lineage: Eukaryota; Viridiplantae; Streptophyta; Magnoliopsida; Brassicales; Brassicaceae.